Messenger RNA from Patiria miniata (bat star), 5477 nucleotides. Its product is annotated as mucin-2-like. NCBI's taxonomy places the organism in Eukaryota, Metazoa, Echinodermata, Asteroidea, Valvatida, Asterinidae. The transcript is spliced from 24 exons. The record is from RefSeq and is a predicted model, not a curated record. The coding region runs from base 231 to 5477 and encodes 1748 amino acids.
UUUCAGUGACAACAACUAUUUUGGCAACAACCUCAACAACGCCAUCAACAUCAGAGGAAACUAUUAAAAUCACAACAGUGACAACAAAGCCUACAGAAACAACUACUAAACAGACUACCAUAACCCAGGCAAAGAGUACAACAGAGCUUGCAACUACCACCAUAUUACCCAGUACAACAUUGCCAACAACAGUACUUUUAACAACUCCACUACCAACUACCACAACAAGAAUGAGUACAACCACACCACUGAUAACAACACUGACAACAACGCAACUCCCAACCAGAGGUCCUCCAGGUGGUUCAGAUUUAGGUACAACGAUCCCCCCUCGACGCCCUCCAGGUGGUUCAGAUGUUCAGACAACGAUACCCCCUCGACGUCCUGGUGGUUCAGGUUUAGGUACAACGAUCCCCCCUCGACGCCCUCCAGGUGGUUCAGAUGUUCAGACAACGAUACCCCCUCGACGUCCUGGUGGUUCAGGUUUAGGUACAACGAUCCCCCCUCGACGCCCUCCAGGUGGUUCAGAUGUUCAGACAACGAUGCCCCCUCGACGCCCUGGUGGUUCAGGUUUAGGUACAACGAUCCCCCCUCGACGCCCUCCAGGUGGUUCAGAUGUUCAGACAACAACGAAACCCCCUCGACGUCCUGGUGGUUCAGGUUCAGGUACAACGAUACCCCCUCGACGUCCUUCAGGAACCACUACAAUAAUGAGCACAACAUUACCAACAACUCGAUUACCAACUACCACAACUAGGAUGAGUACUACAUUGCCAACAACAACUCGACUGCCAAUCACCACAACAAGAAUGAGUACUACAUUGCCAAUAACGACUCUACUACCAACUACCACAACUAGGAUGAGUACUACAUUGCCAACAACAACUCGACUACCAACCACAACAACGAGAAUGAGUACUACAUUGCCAACAACAACUCGACUACCAACCACCACAACUAGAAUGAGUACUACAUUGCCAACAACAACUCGACUACCAACCACAACAACGAGAAUGAGUACUACAUUACCAAUAACGACUCGACUACCAACUACCACUACGAGAAUGAGUACUACAUUGCCAACAACGACUGUCGGAAGCACUACCUUUAAACCAUUUAAGCCUGUUCCAGGUCAAGGUGGAGGUGGUGGCCCAAUAUCUCAAAGAACUCCCUCGACACCAGGUCACAAGUUUGUGUUCUCCACUACUCCAACCACUUCAACAAUGGCUACAACAACAUCACAAGCAACGACUCUACUUGCAGAGGCAACCACAUUGUUGAAAGCUACAAUGCCAAUGACAACAUUGCUAACAACAACUCGACUGCCAACUACCACAACUAGAUUGAGUACUACAUUACCGACAACAACUACACUACCAACUACCACAACUAGAAUGAGUACUACAUUGCCAACAACGACUCUACUACCAACUACCACCACAAGAAUGAGUACUACAUUGCCAACAACAACUCGACUGCCAACUACCACCACGAGAAUGACUACUACAUUGCCAACAACGACUCUACUACCAACUACCACAACGAGAAUGAGUACUACAUUACCAACCACAACUCGACUGCCAACUACCACUGCAAGAAUGAGUACUACAUUGCCGACAACGACUGUCAGUAGCACUGCUUUUAAACCAUUUAAACCUGUUCCAGGUCAAGGUGGAGGUGGUGGCCCAAUAUCACAAAGAACUCCCUCAACACCAGGUCACAAGUUUGUGUUCUCAACUACUCCAACCACUUCAACAAUGGCUACAUCAACAUCACAAGCAACGACUCUACUUGCAGAGGCAACCACAUUGUUGAAAACUACAAUGCCAAUGACAACAUUGCUAACAACAACUCGACUGCCAACUACCACAACUAGAUUGAGUACUACAUUGCCAACAACAACUCGACUACCAACCACCACAACGAGAACGAGUACAACAUUGCCAACAACAACUCGACUGCCAACUACCACAACGAGAAUGAGUACUACAUUGCCAACAACGACUCUACUACCAACUACCACAACGAGAAUGAGUACUACAUUACCAACCACAACUCGACUGCCAACUACCACUGCAAGAAUUAGUACUACAUUGCCAACAACGACUGUCAGUAGCACUGCUUUUAAACCAUUUAAACCUGUUCCAGGUCAAGGUGGAGGUGGUGGCCCAAUAUCACAAAGAACUCCCUCAACACCAGGUCACAAGUUUGUGUUCUCAACUACUCCAACUACAACAUUGCCAACAACAACUCGACUGCCAACUACCACAACGAGAAUGAGUACUACAUUGCCAACAACGACUCUACUACCAACUACCACAACGAGAAUGAGUACCACAUUGCCAACAACUAGGAUGACGUCAACAUUACCAGCGACAACUAUCAGUAGCACUGCUUUUAAACCAUUUAAACCUAUUCCAGGUCAAGGUGGAGGUGGCGGCCCAAUAUCGCAAAGAACUCCCUCGACACCAGGUCAUAAGUUUGUGUUCUCAACCACUCCAACCACUUCAACAAUGGCUACAACAACAUCACAAGCAACGACUCUACUUGCAGAGGCGACCAAAUUGUUGAAAACUACAAUGCCAAUGACAACAUUGCUAACAACAACUCGACUGCCAACUACCACAACGGGAAUGAUUACUACAUUACCAACAACGUCUCAACUGCCAACCACCACAACAAGAAUGAGCACAACGUUACCAACAACAACUCGACUGCCAACCACCACAACAAGAAUGAGCACAACGUUGCCAACAACAACUCGACUGCCAACCACCACAACAAGAACGAGCACAACGUUGCCAACAACAAGGAUAACAUCAACAUUACCAGCGACAACUAUCAGUAGCACUGCCUUUAAACCAUUUAAGCCUGUUCCAGGUCAAGGUGGAGGUGGCGGCCCAAUAUCGCAAAGAACUCCCUCAACGCCAGGUCAUAAGUUUGUGUUCUCAACUACUCCAACCACUUCAACAAUGGGUACAACAACAUCACCAACAACGACUCUACUUGCAGAGGCAACCACAUUGUUGAAAACAACAAUGCCAAUAACAACACAGCAUUCAACAUUGCUAACAACAACUCGACUACCAACCACCACAUCUGAACCAGGUGGUUCAGAUGUUCGGACAACAAGGAUACCCCCUCGACGCUCUCCAGGUGGUUCCGAUGUUCAGACAACAACGAAACCCCCUCGACGUCCUUCAGGAACCACUACAAAAAUGAGCACAACAUUACCAACAACUCGAUUACCAACUACCACAACUAGGAUGAGUACUACAUUGCCAACAACAACUCGACUACCAACCACCACAACAAGAAUGAGUACUACAUUGCCAACGACGACUCUACUACCAACCACCACAACUAGAAUGAGUACAACAUUGCCAACAACAACUCGAUUACCAACCACCACAACUAAAGCCCCAGAAACAACAGUAACAACGACGACAACAUACCCAUCUUCAACUGAGAAAGUCACGACUGUGAAGGAAGUUACAGUUACCCCAUCGUCAACCACAACGAUAGUAACUACCACUCAAGAGCCAGUGGAGACAACCCUGGAGAGUACAACUCGGGCUUCAACUACAGCAACUUCAACCACAGCAGCUGCAGGAGGUGGUCCUGUUGUUAUUGUACCACCGGGAGGAGGAGGUGGCGGAACGAUUGGUGUCCAACCAGUCACAAAGAAUGAAACAUCUUUUGUCUUCACAAGUACAACUCAGGCUCCAACAACAUCAACCACAGCAGCCGCAGGUGGUGGCCCUGUUGUUGUAGUACCACCGGGAGGAAGUCCUGGUGGAUCAAUAGGCCAAGAAACGGUCAAACCAACUAGAGCAUCUUUUGUGUUCACAAGUACAACUCCGGCUCCAACAACGUCAACCACAGCAGCCGCAGGCGGUGGUCCUGUUGUUGUAGUUCCACCGGGAGGAGGUCCUGGUGGAUCAAUAGGCAGCCAAACGGUCAAACCAACUGAAGCAUCUUUUGUUUUCACAAGUACAACUCCGGCUCCAACAACAUCAACCACAGCAGCCGCAGGUGGUGGUCCUAUUGUUGUAUUACCACCGGGAGGGAAACCCAACGGAUCUAUUGGUGUUCAAGCUGGUACAACAGGCAAAUCUUCGUUCCGUUUCACAGAACAAACACAAACAUCACCAACUUCAACUGUUACCACAACAGUAAUCACUUCACCAACCGAAGUAACCACCAAAGAAAUCACAGUGUCAACGACAACUCCAGAAGAACACUGCAUAGAUGGGACAGAAAUAGGGCGCUCUACCUCACCAGAUGGAUCCACGGGGCAAGGGCGUAUCAACAGCAACACUCCAUGGAGUUUCACUGCUCCAAAAUUCACUCCAAACCGUGAGGCAAGGCCAAAACUAACAGUUGCCUUCAGGGAUCCUGUCGAACUUCGUGGUGUCAACCUGCAAGGAAAUACAGAUGAUAGCAUUCAGUUAAUGUAUGCCAUCUCAGUUCAAACGCAAGGGACUGGUGAAUUUGACAAGAUUGUUGGUGGUUCGCGGAACAUCAAGUUGGAAGGAGACACCGUGGAGAAAAUAUCGUUUGAUAGUGCUGACAUGCCCACUGGGGUUCGACAAGCUCGCUUAGAAGUGAUAGCUAUGUUUGGCCAGGUGGCUGAAGAACACUUACGGGUGGAAUUCCACAGCUGUAAAGAGGAAUCAGUUUCAACAGAGAUGACAACAACUGUUGCAAAGACGACAACAGUUCCAACCUCGUCACCUAUUCCUUCGUCAACUUCAGAGGAGACGACCACUGUUACUGUCAGUACAACCCCAACAUCAGCCAUGACAACCACACAAACAACAGCUACGAUGACCAGCUCUGCUUCCACUACUAAAGGAGACUGCAUGGACCUGCUACUCAAUCAUGAGGAAAGCCGCAUAGGAUCUCCAUCUAAUCAGCAAGUGGCUAUGUCAACAUUCAGCAGUGAUGAAAAAUACUCAUUCAGUGGGGAAAGAGCAGAAAUAUACUUGCGGUUUGAUUCGCCAUUGCGCAUUACUGCGGUUGAUCUGUUUACGGAAGGGGUCAAGAAUUUCAUCGUGUAUGGUGGAUCCUCAAUCUCCCAACUGAAACCAGUCACUGAUGCCAAUGGGCAAGUGCGGGAAUUCAUUGUGGAGAAAUCCUCACAGUUAACCAGGAUGAUGAUGCCAGAUGUCCAGGAGUUACAGAAUGUCAGAGCCAUGAAAUUGCAAUUCUAUAGGUACUCAGACAUUGCGCAGACUGCAAAUGUGAAAACUGAACUUGUUGGUUGUGUAAAAGAACUCCCAUCAACAACAGAAGUUGUCACAACAAUUGAGGUGACGGUUGAAGCUCCUCUCACCACAGAAGAAACAACCACAGAGACGAAGGAGACAAUGGCUGUUACCACUACAACAGAGGCAGUCGUUACAGAAAAGUCCACUUCAAAGACAACUACUCCUCAACCACAAGGCAAGUUUGUCCACUCUACACUCUUAUAUUAG